AUGGCGUCGGCCGGCCUGCCCUGGCUGCUCAGCCGCUUCCCGGCCGCAGCGUGGAGACCGGCAAGAUCACCCCCUCUGUGUCAUUCUUUGAGGAAAACGAAUUCUUCUCAAGGAGGAAAGUCUGAACCCGUCAAACAGUCCCUGAAGAAGCCAAAGUUACCAGAAGGCCGUUUUGAUGCACCGGAAGAUUCCCAUUUAGAGAAAGAACCACUGACAAAAUUUCCAGAUGACGUUAACCCUGUUACCAAAGAAAAAGGUGGACCCAGGGGCCCGGAACCUACCCGCUAUGGAGACUGGGAACGAAAAGGACGCUGUAUUGAUUUUUAAGCCAUUUAUUCUUUAACUUCAGUGUCUUUUUCUGAAUAUGCACAUCUGAAUUAACUGAUUAUUUUCUUUCUGUAUAUCCUUUAAGUCAUCUAAUUUCUAUAAUGUGUUAAAAAAUAUGUAUGAUGGCUUUGGAAGAAAAUUUGCUGCUAUAAAUUAGGAAAGGGAAAAUAUUUCUACAUUAGCACUUUAAUUUUAAUUUAAAUGUAUCAAGGUAUAUAAGUGAUGAGAAAAGCAAACUUUUCUUUCAUCAUUUUUCAGUUUAAUCAGUUGCUUAUAAAAUGCAAAUGUAAAUAAAAUAACUUUUUUUAAUGAUUGCAUUGCCAUGUGCUAGGUAAUAGUGGCUUUUUAAAUGUGAGUUAAGUCGUGCAUUAUAGUUUGAGGAGGCCACAGUAACAACAGAAAAUCUUUAACUCAGAGCCAGAUGACUUGGGUCCAAAUCCUGGCUGUACUACUUACUAGCUAUGUGACCUUGGAUAAGUUAUUUAACUUCUCUGUGCUUUGGUAUCUUUAUGUGUAAAUUGGAGAUAGUACUAAUUCCACCUCAUAGGGCAGUUGAGAAGAUUAAAUGAGUAAAUACAAGUAAACCAUUUGGAGCAGUGCAUAGCACAUACCACAGUAAGGUUGGCUAUCCUUAAACCAUAAAUGUAUUUUUCCAAGUCUCUAGGAUUCCUGGGGGAAAAGAUUAACAAACUGAAAUUUGAAAUACUAGAAUUGAAAUUGUUUUAUAUGAAUAUAACAUUAAAAGUCAUUAGUUGGGAAGUUAGUGGUUAUUUACAUGAGUGAACUGAGCUGAAAUAUACAUUAGUUUGUGACAUGAAAUUCAGGUACAGAGGGCAAAUAGGAGAAAAGCAGGGAUGGAAUGGACCAGCUCAGUCAGUUUUGAUGACUCGGAAGCUCCUGCCCUGUGGCCUUUGGACACCUGGGUCGGGGACAGUCAGGUCCAGUUGAUGGAUCUGGAAUGAGGAAGGAUGGGAACUGCUGGACUCCCUAAGGCAUCCUUCGCUGUCCUGUGGCCUCACUCGGUCACAGGAUCUGGGCCUUCAGCCCCCAGGGGACACUUGAAUUACUUAGAAAGAGAGGGUUUGCAAAGCCCGCAGAAGACAGAAUGCAGUGGGGGAUAUUGUAUGACAUGAAUUAUAAGUGCAAUAUUAUUUGAGAAGAUUGUGGGGAGACUUAUUUAAGAGAAUAAGCUUUU
Messenger RNA from Ceratotherium simum simum (southern white rhinoceros), 1522 nucleotides. RefSeq names its product succinate dehydrogenase complex assembly factor 4 (gene SDHAF4). Gene Ontology annotation, cellular component: mitochondrion. Gene Ontology annotation, biological process: mitochondrial respiratory chain complex II assembly. The record is from RefSeq and is a predicted model, not a curated record. NCBI's taxonomy places the organism in Eukaryota, Metazoa, Chordata, Mammalia, Perissodactyla, Rhinocerotidae.